Penaeus monodon (black tiger shrimp) is the source of this 2610-nucleotide messenger RNA. RefSeq lists its product as uncharacterized. NCBI's taxonomy places the organism in Eukaryota, Metazoa, Arthropoda, Malacostraca, Decapoda, Penaeidae. The record is from RefSeq and is a predicted model, not a curated record.
GUUUGGCCCAGUGUAAGUCGCACGUGAGAUUUGUGUCUCGUGAACUCUUACAUUCCUAAGUGAAAUUCCUUUACUUGGAUUUCCGAAAUAAUUACUCCAUCUCCGUCCAGCCCAUCACAGAAGGAGUGCAAAAUGCGGUUAAAAUGGCUGUUGUCGUGUCUGGCGGUCAUGCUGGGCAGCGGGCAACUAGCAUCGCCCGCGCAUGCGCAGUGCCGCUGUGGCCUGUUUCUCGUGACGUCACAGAAUUGGACCCCGGAUUACCUUGCGUUCACGACGGAAAAAAACUAUCAGGUGGAUUGCACCGACGCGAUGAGGGGAGGAGAAGAAUGCAAAAGAUACUGCGAAGAAGAGGUUUGGACUCUGAAUGAGGUGUUUGCCACGCAGCCUCACAUCCUACACAAAAACAACCCUAGUCAGGACCUUCCUUGCGACGUCCUGCCCGCCGACGCCUAUUCCUUCUACGCCUCCUGUGGGAGCGAGGACUGGUAUCCUACCUAUGCCCAGCUCAGCCACCCCGUCUGCUGCGACCCCAGGACAUAUGCGCCUGUCUGGUGCGAGAGCCUCCCUCCGAAGUACCCCGAAGAGGCACGGGCAGCGGGGCAGUCGGCGAUACUAGAGAGGAAGAUUGACACGGAGGCCGACCCGGACGACAUCGAGAACAACGAGAUCGAGGGGUCCACGAAACCCGCGGCGGAGGAGGACAGCAGCGCCUGGUCUUGGCUCAACAGCGCCCUCAGCUUCUUCGGCUACAAGAGCGUCGGGGAUCUCAUCAAGAACGUCGAUAUCUUCUCCAUUCCAGGGAAGAUCCAGGCAGCCAUGAAGACUUACAACGACGAGAUCUCGAUGGGUCAGUGCUACAUGGAGUUCACCACCUACAACGUCUUCAGCAGGCAGGACGGGGUGUUCGCGUCGCUCCUGCGCUCCCGCCGAGAUACGCCCGUGUCGUGGGAGGAGCAGGAGCAGGGGCUGAAGGAGGGGGAAUCCUUCGAGGGAGUGGACGGCGCGGAGGGCCGGGCCACGGCGCCUCAAGGCCAGAAUGCCGCCAUACAGAAUCUGGUCGGAGGUCUCGUGGGAAUUCUGGAAAGUUCGCCCACCACCAGACAGUACGCUGACGUCAUCAAGCAGCUGAUGCCCAUGGUGAUGCAAGUGUACAGCGCAGAGGACCCCACGUCCGCCAUCGCCACGUUCAUCACGCAGACCCUCGGCCCAUACCUCUCGCAGAUCCAGACGGCGGCGCCCCCCAAGUCCUCGAACGGCCUCGACAGUGACUCGAAGCCCGGACACUGGCCCAACCUCGGCCGCCCGCAAGCCCCCAGGCCCCAGCCCACGCAGCGCCCACGCCCGUCGGCCUCCUCGGCCUCCUCUGGCUCGCCCAUCACGUCCCUCAUUCUGGAGAUGAUCAAGCAAUACCUCACCGCCCCCUCGCCAGCUCCCGCCGCCUCGAAGCCCCGCCCUCCACCAACGCGUGCCCCGGCAGCCCCGCGGCGGCAGCUCCCCCAUCGGCGUAGGGAACAUCCUGCAGCUCCUCUUCGGCGGCUCCUCCAGGCCCCAGAGCCCCGCCCGCCCGAAGCCUCCCGUGAAGAAGCCCCAGAAGCCCCCGCAGAUCCUGGAGAAGCAGGAUGCCAAGAGCUUCGUGGACAUGGUGCUCGAGUUCAUCAGACCCGUCUUCAUCAGCAUCAUCGGCAAGGCGCCUGGAGAGAGCGGCGUCGCGUCCAUCCGAGAGGUGACGCGCCUGAGCUCGCUGGGCCGCGUGGACGACACCCUGGUGGAGGAGGUCCUCUCGCCCUACUUCUGCCUCAAGAACUACUUCGUCAACAAGGCCUGGACACUGACGGAGCGCGGCGUGAGGUCGGUCGUGGGCAAGUUCAACCCGGAGGAGAAGGCGAGGAUGAUGAGGAUGAUGCAAGAGUACUGAGGGAAAUGGAUCGGACGGAUUCGGAAGACAUUUCAGAGAGGUGGAGCGAGGCGAGAGAAGAUGAGUUCGCAGAAUGAGGAGACACAGAAAAAAAAAGAAAUAAAGGGGAGAAAGUCCAAGUGGAAGAAGGUCGUAGCUAAGAAGGUCUCGAGGAGAGAAAGUUAAGCGAGUGUGAGAGAGCGACGAACUCUGGCACCGGUGAUAGGAUGGCAUCGAAGUGCCACUUUCAAACUUCGUGUUUUUUGUCCUAGGGUUUCAUCACUUAUGGAAAUAUGGAAAUGGUGAACGGUAAAGCAUCUCUCGAUAUCGGUAAGCAUCUUUCGUGGGAGCGAAUUCAUUACGAGAAUAGAAAUCACCAUGAUAUAUAUGAACAUAAGAAAAAAAUGGUAAAGACAAGGUAAUCAAACAACCACAAAUCUAUUAGCCAAGAUCAUGCUUCCAAAUCCCUUUUCAAGCAAGGAUGAAUUAAACGGAGAGAAAAACAAAUACGAUAAAGGGGAAGAAAAAAAAAGUGAUGAAUCAUACUUCUGUAUUCAUCACUCGAAAACACACUUCCGUGUAUUAAAGGGAUCGCUUCUGUAAAUACUUUUCUCACAUAGGGAGACUCACGCGCUUUACGUGAAACUGUGGGUGACUUUUGGGCUCAGAUAAUGUUCAGGGGAAACAGACGCGGGUGCAAAGAGUGGCCUGGAGCU